Messenger RNA from Ichthyophthirius multifiliis, 642 nucleotides. RefSeq lists its product as hypothetical. The transcript is spliced from 2 exons. Lineage: Eukaryota; Ciliophora; Oligohymenophorea; Hymenostomatida. The record is from RefSeq and is a predicted model, not a curated record.
AAGGCAAAAGUAUUAAAAAUAAACACUAAUAUGGCAUAAUAAAGCUAAUAAAUAAAUGAACCUAAUACCCCUUCUUUUCAUUCAUGCAACUAAAGGUAAAUUAUUGGAAGUUCCGAAGUUAAAAAUGGAUUAAUUUUUGAUUAGCAUCCUUAUAAUAAAAGUGAGCCAAAUAAUAAAGGAUAAAAAAUUUUAUUUAGAAGUUAAUAAUUACAAAAUGAAAAUACAGUAAGUGUUUCAAAAAUGUUGGCGUAAGGUUUUUCGAAAUUAUAUUGUUAGUCCCCUCAUUAAAAAAGUCUUAAUAUAAGUAGGGAUAGACAAUCAUAUCCCAAUAAUUCAUCAAAUUAUAUAAUUUUAGAAGAAAAAAUUAAAGAAACUUCAUUAAUUUAAACAAUUGUUAGGCUUAAUUAAGAAAUAAAACAUUUAAAAAAUUAACAUUUAUUAAAAAGUCGAGAAAACUGUAAUGAAGGUGAAUUUUAGAAAGCAAUAAUUGAAGAAUAUAAAUAAAAAUACGAUAAUUUAUUUGAAGAAUACAAUUACAUUUUUUAAUAAUUAUAAGAUUUGAAUUAAAUAGUGGAAUAAUUUGAAACUGAGAACCAACAAUUAUAAAAUUCAAUUUAAAAUUUAGAAUUAAAUAAUUCUCUU